AUGGAUGGAUCUUUACCAGAUCGCCAAGGAUUCAACCACGAUUCCAACGUGGAACAAUGCGUGGAGUCAAUCGCCGCGCUUUGGGACCCGUACAACCUCGAUGUUUUCUCGGGGCAUAUUCCACCAGCCGAAUCGGAAGUAUCAAAGGAAGAUAUGAACGAGCUUAUGAAUCUUCCAUAUUACUCGCCAGCCGAUUCAGCACUGGAGGGCGGCUGCCAGCUCACCCAAAUGCCAGAUGCUUCGUGUCUUACGCCGCCGCUCGAAACACCACGCCGUCUCAGCGCGAGCGAGACGUCCAACAGCGGUUCCGGCCUCACCCCCGACCGACGUUCGCCGCUCUCCUCCUUCGUGUCGAGUGCAUCGUCCCCGGCAUGCAAUGCGAGAUACAGGCCCAACAGCAAGAAGCCGUCCAAAAGAAGGGCGAGCCGACGCUCCAAGUCGGAUGUUCACGAAACAUACCCGCACGGCACGCCGGCAGCCAUCAAUCGGCACGGCAAGGCGCAUUUCCGCGUUUGCCACAAUGAGGUGGAGAAGAACUACCGCAGCAGGCUGAGCAAUGACUUUAAAAUGCUGCUCAGCGUGCUCGUUGACUGUGCAAACGAUCAAGACUUGUCGUCUGUGGGACUCGCGGCUGGGACGGAGCAAAGCUGGAGCAAAGGGUCGAUACUGAGACUAGCUAGACGCAAGUUACUGGCGCUAAAGGACCAAGAUUGUUCAUUUUGUUAG
Metarhizium acridum CQMa 102 is the source of this 726-nucleotide messenger RNA. NCBI's taxonomy places the organism in Eukaryota, Fungi, Ascomycota, Sordariomycetes, Hypocreales, Clavicipitaceae. The record is from RefSeq and is a predicted model, not a curated record.